Nicotiana attenuata is the source of this 1889-nucleotide messenger RNA. RefSeq names its product cystathionine gamma-synthase 1, chloroplastic-like. Lineage: Eukaryota; Viridiplantae; Streptophyta; Magnoliopsida; Solanales; Solanaceae. Gene Ontology annotation, cellular component: chloroplast. The record is from RefSeq and is a predicted model, not a curated record. Bases 97 to 1704 code for a protein of 535 amino acids. Gene Ontology annotation, biological process: transsulfuration. The transcript is spliced from 11 exons. Gene Ontology annotation, molecular function: cystathionine gamma-synthase activity; pyridoxal phosphate binding.
CGCAAAUUCUUUGAACUAAAAUUUCCGUCUUCUCUGUUUCAUUUUCAUUUUUUUUCCAGAGAUUGCAGGCCUUCGCCGUCAAAUCAUCGGAACCCUAUGGCGGUCUCAAGCUGUGCUAGGGCUUUUCCAUCCUUUGAAUGUCGUUCGGAUGCCGAAUUCUCUGGCGGUAUUCCCCGCCACGACAUUCCUAACUCCGGCAAGGCCAGCAUUUUGAGUCACGGAUCGUCCAUUCACGGUCUGUCUUCUCUUAUUUAUAGGUUUCCUCCGAACUUUGUUAGGCAGUUGAGCAUUAAGGCUCGGAGGAACUGCAGCAACAUCGGUGUGGCUCAAGUUGUGGCGGCUUCGUGGUCUAACAAUAACUCUUCUCCUGAUUUCACUCCGGUGGCUAAGGCCGUCGAUGCCGCCGCCAUUGCUCCUGUUGAUACCUCGGUAGUUAACGAGGACAUGGCGCUGGUGGAAAAUGAGACUUGUAAUGAUCAAAAUGUACAGUUUGACAGUUUGCCAAGUGUGAAAUACGCUUCGUUUUUGAAUUCUGAUGGGAGUGUCGCUAUUCAUGCCGGUGAAAGGUUGGGACGUGGCAUUGUUACGGAUGCAAUUACUACCCCAGUAGUUAACACAUCUGCUUAUUUCUUCAACAAGACUUCUGAGCUCAUUGAUUUUAAGGAGAAAAGACGUGCAAGUUUUGAAUAUGGGCGCUAUGGGAAUCCAACUACUGUUGUUUUAGAGGAGAAGAUAAGCGCACUGGAGGGUGCUGAAUCAACCUUGUUAAUGGCAUCUGGAAUGUGCGCCAGUACUGUAAUGCUGUUGGCGUUGGUUCCUGCUGGAGGCCAUAUUAUUACAACCACAGACUGCUAUAGGAAGACCCGGAUCUUUAUUGAAACUAUACUUCCUAAAAUGGGGAUUACGGCCACGGUCAUUGACCCAGCCGAUGUCGGAGCUCUGGAGUUGGCUCUAAAUCAGAAGAAAGUGAAUCUUUUCUUUACCGAGUCUCCAACAAAUCCAUUCCUCAGAUGUGUAGACAUUGAGCUGGUUUCAAAGCUUUGUCAUGAAAAAGGAGCCUUGGUUUGCAUAGAUGGGACUUUUGCAACUCCUCUUAAUCAAAAGGCCCUUGCCCUUGGGGCUGACCUCGUUCUGCACUCUGCAACAAAAUUCCUUGGUGGGCAUAAUGAUGUUCUCGCAGGUUGCAUUAGUGGUCCUGUAAAGUUAGUUUCAGAAAUACGUAACCUGCAUCACAUCCUGGGUGGUGCUCUCAAUCCGAAUGCCGCAUAUCUAAUUAUCCGAGGCAUGAAGACGCUGCAUCUUCGUGUACAGCAACAAAACUCAACUGCAUUGAGGAUGGCCGAGAUUUUAGAGGCUCAUCCCAAGGUGAGACAUGUCUAUUAUCCAGGCCUGCAAAGUCAUCCAGAACAUCACAUUGCAAAGAAACAAAUGACAGGUUUUGGUGGUGUGGUCAGUUUUGAGGUUGACGGAGACCUGCUGACUACCGCAAAAUUUGUGGAUGCUCUAAAAAUUCCGUAUAUUGCUCCGUCAUUUGGAGGUUGUGAGAGCAUUGUGGACCAACCAGCAAUAAUGUCUUACUGGGAUCUUAGCCAGUCAGAUAGAGCCAAGUAUGGCAUCAUGGACAAUUUGGUUAGGUUCAGCUUUGGUGUGGAAGAUUUUGAUGACUUGAAAGCUGAUAUUCUUCAGGCUUUGGACUCAGUAUAGGCUGUCUCUCCUGCAACGCAGUUCGCUUUUCUUUUGCUUUCCUUCUACUCCUCUAGCUUUUAUUCUUUGAACUUCUGUGUCAUCUCUUAUUGUUGAGUUAUUCAGACAAUCCUGAAAGUGUAAUGAAAGGAUCAUCAAACAUGUGAUCAAUCAAUUUGAUGUGUUCUAUUGUUUUUUAUUUGUGU